Carlito syrichta (Philippine tarsier) is the source of this 1067-nucleotide messenger RNA. RefSeq names its product CKLF like MARVEL transmembrane domain containing 2 (gene CMTM2). Lineage: Eukaryota; Metazoa; Chordata; Mammalia; Primates; Tarsiidae. The record is from RefSeq and is a predicted model, not a curated record. Gene Ontology annotation, cellular component: membrane. The transcript is spliced from 4 exons. Bases 132 to 890 code for a protein of 252 amino acids.
GAGAGGGAGCAGGCGUUGGCGAUUGCUGGUCCUGGCGGUUAGCUGAGCGCGGCUCCCUCGUAGGCCGGCCUGUCUAGAAACAGCAGGAGAGGUUGGGCAGGUCGUGAGAAUCCAAGGACUUCAACGCAACGAUGGCUGAUAAAUCCAAGGCCAAGGCUGAACCUCCACCUCCAGCCAAACCCGGGGAAGCCAAGAAAGACGAUAAGGCGGAAGCCAAUGCCCCAAAGCCCCCAGUGCAAAAGUCGGUGCAGCCCAAGCAUGAAGUGGGCACGAGGAAGGGGUGUCGCCGCUACCGGUGGGAAUUCAAGGACAGCAAUAAAGAGUUCUGGCUCCUGGGGCACGCCCCAGUCAAGAUUCUGAGUUUGGGCUGCUUGAUAGCUGCCAUGAUAGUGUACUCAUCAAUCCCCGUGCACCCCAUGUUGACACUGGUCAUCGUCUUGGAGAUAUGCUUCUUCUGCUUCUUCAUUAUCCUCUACAGCUUGGCCAUCCAAAGAUAUGUGCCCUUUAUCCUGUGGCCUGUUACUGACCUUCUCAAUGACCUGAUCGCCUGUGGGUUCCUUGUGGCAGCCAUCGUCUUUGCUGUGAGAAUUCGACAAACCUUACCACUGUACUAUAUAAUUGGUUUGGUCCUUAUGGGCGUGGCUGCAUUUUUUGCUUUAAUUGAUACCUGCCUUCAGAGAAGCCACUUCAGAGGCAAGAAGACCAGAAAGAAUGUGCUGGUUCCUCCUCCCACCAAGGGAGCACCCGCAGCACCUACUACAGGACAAGAGGAAGCAGGAAAGGGCAAAGAAGCGGAAAAGGGCAAAGAAGCAGCAAAAGGCAAGGAAGCGGGAAAGGGCAAGGAACCGGCCAAGGGCAAAGACAAGGGCAAAGACAAGGGGAAAAAGUAAUAGGGGGAAACUCCUGUAGUCAGAAAUGGCUGUGCAUUUUACAGCAAAAUUUGUUUCCACUGUCUUCCUUGUCUUCUUUCUGGAAUGUUCUCUUUUCCACUUUAAUAACCACCUUUGCUUGGAAAAGAAAAAUCUCUUUAAAGAGACUCUAAACACUUAAAGUUGAUGUAAACAUUG